Messenger RNA from Abrus precatorius (Indian licorice), 1031 nucleotides. RefSeq names its product protein DEHYDRATION-INDUCED 19 homolog 3-like. Bases 141 to 803 code for a protein of 220 amino acids. The transcript has 5 exons. The record is from RefSeq and is a predicted model, not a curated record. Lineage: Eukaryota; Viridiplantae; Streptophyta; Magnoliopsida; Fabales; Fabaceae.
AGGAAAUAACAGUAGAAUUUGCUUUUGCUCCUUCUCCUCACCUUAGCGGCAUCGUUGUUCCUUCUCAUCUCACUGCUUCACUUUCUCAUCCUUCGCAAAACCCUAAUCGAGAUCGAAUCGAACCUUAGAGAACACACCUCAUGGACGCCGAUUCUUCAUGGAGUGCUCGUCUCUCUUCUGCCUCUAGGCGCUACCAAUCCGCUCUUCAAUCUCGAUCAGAUAUGUUCAUGGGUUUUGAUGAAAAUGAUGGGGACGACGAUAUAAGGGAGGAGUUUCUAUGUCCGUUUUGUUCUGAGUAUUUUGAUAUUGUUGGAUUAUGCUGCCACAUUGAUGAAGAGCAUCCAAUGGAGGCAAGAAAUGGGGUAUGUCCAGUUUGUGCAUUGAGGGUGGGGGUUGAUAUGGUAGCACACAUAACCCUACAACAUGGGAGUAUAUUUAAGAUGCAGCGGAAAAGGAAAUCACGCAAAGGGGGCUCUUACUCAACACUGUCUUUACUGAGGAGGGAGCUCCGAGAAGGAAAUUUCCCAUCCCUAUUUGGCGGAUCUUCAUGUAUAGUGUCCUCAUCUAAUGCAGCACCUGAUCCGCUGACAUCAUUUAUAUUGCCCUUAGCUAAUGAACAUACCAAUUCCCAGCCUCACUUACAGACAGAGACAAGAUCAUCUAAGAAAUGCUCAGAUGACACUGCAUCAACAAGAAAUGUGGAGACGUCAACCUUGUCAGUUAAGGAUAAGGAGGAGAAGGCAAAGAGAUGCGAGUUUGUUCAAGGUCUGUUGCUGUCCACCAUUCUUGAUCACAAUUUAUGAAGGAAAAUCAUCGAGAUGGAUGCUUCAGUAGCGGGCUAAUUCACAGAUGCGAUACCUGCAACGUAUGGUUUGCCUAGUGAAAUUGUCUAUGUAUUUGAUCAGAGUGGAAUAAGGAGUAGAAAAUGAAUGUAAUUUAUGUUGUAUCUGAACUGAUGGUUUUAGUUCAAGAGUUUUAUCAUAUCCUUUAAUCCCAAAUCAUAAAAGCUUAAAUGAAAUAGAUCCUUUCCU